Molecule: messenger RNA, 1547 nt
Organism: Prosopis cineraria
Lineage: Eukaryota; Viridiplantae; Streptophyta; Magnoliopsida; Fabales; Fabaceae
Product: protein ECERIFERUM 26-like
Exons: 2
Coding region: 100-1401 (433 amino acids)
Molecular function (GO): acyltransferase activity, transferring groups other than amino-acyl groups
Source: RefSeq, a predicted model, not a curated record
UAAGCCGUCUAAGUGUUCCAUUUGUACGAACCAAUAACACGCGCGGCCCUUUGCUAUACAUAUCUCCUUCCUCCCUUCAAUUGCCUCCCAAUUAUAACGAUGGUGUUCCCUCAAGAAGAACAGAGCUUGGUCUCUGACGUCAGGCUCUCCUCCGUCGGUCCAGCUCGCGUAUCCGGCACCGAUGUGUUCCACAGCCCUAGCUGCCUGGACCUGGCCAUGAAGCUUCACUACCUGAGAGUUGUCUACUUCUUUCACGGGGACGCAGCCCGAGGGCUGAGCAUCAUGAAGAUCAAAGAGAGCAUGUUCAGCUGGUUCAACCACUACUUCAUCACUUGCGGGCGGUUCCGGCGAUCAGACUCCGGCCGGCCCUACAUCAAAUGCAACGACUGCGGAGCCAGGUUCAUCGAGGGCAAGUGCAAGAAAACCCUAGAUGAUUGGCUCCACAUGAAGGAUUGGCCUUUGCAUCGCCUCCUGGUUUCUCACCAAGUUAUUGGUCCUGAAUUAUCCUUCUCUCCCCCAGUUUUAUUGCAGGUAACUCAUUUCGCUUGUGGAGGGAUGUCAUUGGGCCUAAGCUGGGCCCAUGUACUUGGGGAUCCUGAUUCAGCUGCUGAAUUCAUCAAGGGUUGGGGUCAAGCCAUGGCUGGUUUGGGGUUGAAGCCCAUGAAUAUUCCACGACCGAUCCCAACAACCCAACAAUCACCAUCUGGACCGGAUCCAAUCACCCUAAAACGGGUCGAUCCAGUGGGUGACCAUUGGAUACCUGCCAACAACUGCAAAAUGGACACAUUCUCCUUCCACCUGACAAGUUCUCAAAUGAAUUACCUUCAAGCACAGAUCUGGGGUCCAACUAUUGAUCAGACCCCUCCUUUCGAAUCUCUUUGUGCCGUAAUAUGGCGAUGCAUUGCGGAGGCGAGGCAAGGACCCGGACCUGGACCCAAUAAAGUGACAGUAUGCAGAAAAGAUCCAUGCCAUAGGAAGCGUGAUAUACUAGGCAACAAACAGAUCAUAAGCAGGGUCGAAGUUGAAUCUUCAAUAAUUGAGACAGAUUUGAAGAGAUUGGCAAUGAUGCUGGCUGCUGAAGGAGUGGAUGAGAGGAGAGAGAUUGAAGAAGCAGUGGAUAAGGAUGAAGGGGUGAGUGAUUUCUUUGUGUACGGGGCGAAUUUGACAUUUGUGGAUUUGGAAGAGGUCGACGUGUAUGGAUUGGAAGUGAAUGGACAUAAACCAGAAUUCGUAUACUAUAGCAUUCAAGGUGUCGGAGAUGAAGGAGCUGUUAUGGUGCUUCCAUGGCCAAAAGGUUCAGUCAAGAAUGGUGGUGAAGGCAAGUUUGUGACCAUCAUAUUGCCAGAGGAUCAACUGGGAAAGCUAAAGUCUGAACUCAAAAACAAUGGUCUCUUUCUUUGACGCUGAUUUCAAAUCCAAGCUCAUCUCAUUUGCAUGUCUUAAGUAAUAUCAGUGUGUUCGUUGUUACUCGUGAGGACUUGAACUGUUUUCUAAUGGUCUGUACUUGUACUUUAUGAUAUGCUGGGUAUUAAGUAAGCUGUUAUUCA